AUGUCUCGCUUUUUCCAAAUCCUGCUCAUCGCUUGCCUGGCCGUCGCGCUCUGUACCGCUGAAGCGCCACGCUACCGCAGCCGCAACGGCCGCCUACAACUAGCCAAGCAACACAGUCGUUUCUUGGCACGCCAGGAAGUCGCCGAAGAAGCUGGUGUUACGCCAUACCCCUCCGCCAAAGAAUUGAUACCCGAGAUUCCAUUCGAUGAAGCUGCAGCUGCUGCUGCUGCACCGGAGGUACCCGUUGCGCCUGAAGCCGAUGUAAAUGUUUCUGUGAACUCUGCUGCACAGCAACCAGCUGAUGACGAGGAAGAGGCGGUCGAAGCUGCUGUCGCUGAUGAUGCUGAGGGUGAACACGAGCCCGAUCUCAUCUAUGGCCCACCAGAGGCUGAGGAUGUGCCAGCUGUGAACGAAAUCACACCCGUUGAGGAAAUCGAAGCCACCAUUGCCGAGGAAGAGGAGCAAGCUGAAGCCGCCGAAGCUGCUGAGGAGGAAGAAACCCAAGCUGCACGUUUAAAAUCUGGUCGUCGCUUCAAUGUAGGCAAAUUUUCCGGUCGUCCAGCCAAGUUGCGCACUCCUGUGUCUACCCGUGCACGCACCACUGCCGUCAAGCCUGCACGCAUUAUCAAAGCCACGACAUUGGCCAAAGCUCGUCCCGCUCGCCUACAGCAAUUGCCACAACAACAACAGUUCUUGGUUCCCCAACAAUUUUCCGCUCUUCAGCAGGCACAGCGACCCAUCGUCUACUACUCCGCCGCUCAACUGCAGCAGUGGUAAAGCGGGCAAGCGGAAAUAAUUGAAGAUAUGACUAAAGGUUAUAGCCUAAUAGGGAUGAAGAGUUUUCAGCGCUUUAAGUAAAUACGAGAAGUAUAGAAAAUU
Molecule: messenger RNA, 879 nt
Organism: Rhagoletis zephyria (snowberry fruit fly)
Lineage: Eukaryota; Metazoa; Arthropoda; Insecta; Diptera; Tephritidae
Source: RefSeq, a predicted model, not a curated record